AUGGUGAAACGCGCCGGCCAAUAUGAUGGAUGCUUUGAUGAAUAUAUUCUUGAGCCGCCGGCGAGCAUUUAUGGGCACAAUUUUUUAACCAUUCCCGGUUUUCUUCCAUUUCUCUUCCGCAGGACUGACGGCACAGAGUCUCCGAUAAUCACGGAGAGUGAUGCAGACACAGAUAAACCGCGAAUGAAAUACGGCGAGCUCGUGAUACUAGGAUAUAAUGGCUUUCUACCACAGGGCGAUCGCGGCCGGCGCCGGUCGAAGUUCGUCUUGUACAAGCGCACCGAAUCGAACGGCGUCAAGCGUUCCAAGCACUACAUCGUCCAGUCGCCUCAGUCCUCCCAGGCCAUCCUGGACGCCAAGCAGCACUCCAUAUCGUACACGCUGUCCCGCAACCAGGCCGUCAUCGUAGAGUACAAAGAGGAUCCGGACACGGAUAUGUUUCAGGUUGGACGAUCAUCCGAGUCACCAAUAGAUUUCGUUGUGAUGGACACGCUCCCGGGCGACAAAAAGGAUACCAAAAUUGUACAGAGCACGAUUUCCAGAUUCGCCUGCCGGAUCUUGGUCGAUCGAGCGGAUGGCAACAAGACGCGGAUAUAUGCGGCAGGUUUCGACUCCAGCAGAAACAUAUUCCUAGGGGAAAAAGCUACCAAAUGGCAGGAUAAUGUCGAAAUCGAUGGUCUGACCACAAACGGCGUGCUAAUAAUGCACCCGAAGGGCGAAUUCUGCGGUGGCACCGCGGAUUGCGGUCAGUGGCGUGAAACGUCGGUCGGUGGCGAUGUCUUCAGCCUACGGGAGUGCCGAUCCGCUCAGCAGAAAGGGCAACAAAUAUACGACGAAUCCAACGUGCUACAGGAUGGCACGCUGAUCGAUCUUUGCGGAGCGACGCUACUAUGGCGCUCGGCUGAAGGGUUGCGGCAUUCACCGACAAAGAAGGACCUAGAGAAGCUCGUAGACGAAAUCAAUGCGGGCCGACCUCAGUGCCCGGUCGGUUUGAACACGUUAGUUAUUCCUAGAAAAGUGUCAUUGGGUGAUCACGUCAAUCAGCCUUACGUAUAUCUCAACUGUGGUCACGUACAAGGACAACACGGCUGGGGUCAAGAUAAAAACACGAACGCUCGUCGGUGUCCGAUGUGUCUGGAAGUCGGUCCAGUAGUAACGCUGUGUAUGGGAGUAGAGCCUGCUUUUUACGUGGAUUCUGGCCCACCAACGUAUGCAUUCAAUCCGUGCGGUCACAUGGCGACGGAAAAAACGGUCAAGUAUUGGGCCAAUGUCGAUAUACCUCAUGGUACCAACGAUUUCCAGUCGGUAUGUCCGUUCUGCGCGGCGCCGCUUGUAGGAUCUCCCGGUUACAUUAAGCUGAUUUUCCAGGAUAAUUUAGACUAAUUUCGCC
Anopheles nili is the source of this 1390-nucleotide messenger RNA. It is a transcript of the gene Pli, whose product is annotated as protein pellino. Gene Ontology annotation, molecular function: ubiquitin protein ligase activity; protein binding. The coding region runs from base 1 to 1383 and encodes 460 amino acids. Lineage: Eukaryota; Metazoa; Arthropoda; Insecta; Diptera; Culicidae. The transcript is spliced from 8 exons. Gene Ontology annotation, biological process: regulation of Toll signaling pathway; protein polyubiquitination. The record is from RefSeq and is a predicted model, not a curated record.